Molecule: messenger RNA, 1248 nt
Organism: Didymodactylos carnosus
Lineage: Eukaryota; Metazoa; Rotifera; Eurotatoria; Philodinida; Philodinidae
Source: the annotation of a GenBank genome assembly
AUGUCACUGGUCGACCAUGAUCAUCUGAUUCCUAAGCAAAAAGACAUUGACGAUGAUAAUGAUGCUGUUCACAAUUUAAAUUUAUACAAUGAUAUACGAAACAGUGGUAGUAUGACAACAACAUUACGAAAAUCAUUUCGUACAUUAACACGUCGGAAAACAGCUGACACCGCUACAUUAUCCGAAACAGCAACAACAAUAACAACAACAACAACAUCACGUCAACGUUUUGAUAGUACAAAUUCAAAUUCAAAAUUAAUUCAACAUCGACGACAUUCAUCAUCUUCAUUCGAACAGCAAUUAUAUGAACCACAUUUACCAAACAAUGAUGAUUUAAUAAUAAAUAAAGAUGAUCAUGACGAAUUAUUUCCAUCACCGGCAAAACCAUUUGAUCGUAUUGCUUAUCGUAUACGAAAAUCAUUUCGAUCCAUGGGUCGUCAAACAAAAAAUGUGCUUGGAAAUUCGCAACGUAAUAGUGAGGGUGGUCGUCGUUCACGGUUAGAAAGUAAUAAUUCAAAUAAACGUUUGCUUACUAAAACGCAAUCAUCGGAUGAUCUCAAUGAUCAAUCAACGACAAUAGAUAAAAAUGAGAAAGAUAUUAGUCUUUCUCAAAAUAUCAGCAAUCAUCAAGAAAUUAAAGUAGCCAUAUCAUCUACAAUGCCGUUAACAAUGGGGAAUAUAAAUGAUGAACAAAAUAAAAAAACACAGCGACGAAGGGCACCACAAGCACCAAAAAUGCAACUAGUUACACCAACAGUGGCAAUGUCAAAUGAUCAAAAACCUAUCAGUACUCCGAAUCAAUUAUCAACCACCAGAACUCGACUAUGUGAUGAAUCAGGUUAUUCGUCUCUUAGUGAACCAACAAAUAGUGAGCGUAGCUCGGUAAAUAGUGUUAAUAAACAGAAAAAUAAAAAAUUUAAUCGUAGUUUACGUAUUCGUGUAUCAUUUUUACUUAAAAAAAGACAAUCAUCCUUAACAAAUGAAAAUUUAUUACAACAACAACAAAUAUCGUCUGAUGGAAAAAAGUCGAACACUAUGAAUAUGAAUAACCAUGUUCUAUUGACAUUAUCACCAUCAAUUGAUGAAGAAGACAACAAUAUAAUUCAUUAUAAUGAUGAUGAAAAUAUUAUUGUUAAUUCAAAUGAUAAUGUUGAUCAACCAACAAAAAAAACAAAAUUAUCAAUCGGUAAACGUUUUCAAACAUUACGUCGUUCAUUUAUCGGUAAUAAACGGCGUAUUCUUGAAUAA